CUUAACCCAUUUAAUUUUUGCAUUUGUCAUUCCUUUCAGAUACCAUGUCAGAUAACGCAAUAAGCGCUCCGUCCAGGAAACUGGACGAGUUCGAGGAGCUCGUCUACGAGUAUACGGGGCGAAUGGGCAUGGGGAAAGACGGAAACUGGGACGUCGAUGCCCGCGACUGUAACCUCCGCUUCGAAUCCGCAACCCGUGGUCCUCCGGCUACAGUCUCAUUCCUAUUGACGAUCACUCCUGCGCUGAGCAAUUCCAUGGGUAACCUCCACGGAGGCUGUGCUGCUACUUUGAUUGAUAUUCUAUCAACCACUAUCUUGUUAGGCAUUUCCGAGCCGGGGAAGUUCUCUUUCGGAGGUGUCAGUCGCAACCUCAAGGUCACAUAUCUGCGGCCUGUACCUACCGGAACUGAAGUGCGUCUCGUUUGUGAAGUUAUUCAUGUUGGAAAGAGGUUGGCGUUGCUUCGGGCUGAGAUUCAGAGGGCGGAGAGCCGGGAUGUUUGUGUGAUUGGUGAACAUGAGAAGGCUAAUACAGACCCCGAGGUGACGCAGAGGAUUUGAUUUGGUUUUGCUUUUUUGAUAUGUAUGAGGACACCAUCGGGUUCUUAGAGACAGCUACUUGGAUAUCAAGUUGUAUAGACUUCAUUUGGAUCAAUAAAGUUGCCAAAUUCUAGCCAUUGUACGAGGAAAGAGCAUGUAGCCUAUGGCUGUGGUAGUGACCAGAAAUAUUGUGCUUCGUU
Molecule: messenger RNA, 736 nt
Organism: Penicillium samsonianum
Lineage: Eukaryota; Fungi; Ascomycota; Eurotiomycetes; Eurotiales; Aspergillaceae
Product: PaaI family thioesterase
Exons: 2
Coding region: 45-557 (170 amino acids)
Molecular function (GO): fatty acyl-CoA hydrolase activity
Source: RefSeq, a predicted model, not a curated record